AUGGAGUGUGAGGGGGAUGUGGAAGUGUACUUUGGGCAGGACUGGAGGAGAGUUCUGCUGGACUCCUGGAGUGAGUCUGAGGCCUCUGUGGUCUGCAGACAGCUGGGCUGUGGCUCCGUGUUCAGCUUCUCCAGCUCCUCUACAUCCAGUCCUGAACAUAGACAUGUGUGUGUGACGGGUUUCAGUUGUUCUGGGAGUGAAGCUCAUCUGGGGAACUGCAGCAGCGCACAAGCAGUCAACUGCAGCUCCAGAGAACAGCUCUCAAUCACCUGUUCUGGUAAGUUUAAUCCAGCUCACAGCUCCAUCAGGCUGGUUGGUUCUGGGGGAGACUGUGCAGGAAGGUUGGAGGUUUUCCACAGUGGCUCGUGGGGGACAGUGAGUGAUGACUUGUGGGAUAUUAAGGAUGCGCAGGUGGUCUGCAGACAGCUGCAGUGUGGAGUAGCCCUCAGUGCUCCGGUACCAGUCCAGUUUGGACCUGGAACUGGACCUAUAUGGCUAUAUGAGGUGGAGUGUGAGGGGAACGAGACGUCCCUGUUGAACUGCAGAUUUCAGCUGUGUGGAGAGGAUGAAUGUGGACACAAGGAGGAUGUAGGAGUUGUGUGCUCAGAGUUUAAAGAGUUCAGACUCACUGAGGGCUGUGAGGGGAAUCUGGAAGUGUUCUACAAUGGAACCUGGGGUAAUGUGUGUGAAAAUGGAAUGACUGAAGAAACAGUGAGUUUGAUCUGUCAGGAGCUGAACUGUGCAAGAUCUGGCAAUGAGAAACCUACCAAUGCAAGAGUGGAAUCAGCUCCUAACUGGCUGGACAAUCUGAAAUGUAGGAAACACGACUCCACUCUGUGGCAAUGUCCAUCUUCACCCUGGAGACAGAACUACUGUGAUAAUCGCAAUGAGGUGGCUCACAUUACAUGCUCAGAUGAGGGAAGUCAAGUGCUGCAAAGUCGUGUGAAAUGCUCCUUAUCUCCACAUCAGAGACAUUGCUCAAAUCACCUGCCUCUCAGGCUGAAUGCAGGAAAUGGAAGCUGCUCUGGGAGGCUGGAGGUGUUUCAUAAUAAAACAUGGGGCUCCAUUUGUGCUGAUCUCUGGGACAUCAGGGAUGCUCAGGUGGUCUGCAGGCAGCUGGGCUGUGGGCCAGCACUGAGUGCUGAUGGGAGUCCUGUCUUUGGUGCUGGUGAAGGGCCUAUCUGGCUGAACAGAGUGAAGUGUAGAGGGAAUGAGAUUCACCUGUGGGACUGUCCUCAUUCCCUGAAGAACCACAUUGACUGUUCCCACAGGCAGCACGCUGGAGUCACCUGCACAGACAUAUCUGUACCUUCAACUGCUGCACCCAUAAUUACAACCACCACCUCCAUCACCACAGUGGGUCAGACAGUUAAGGGAACAUACACUCCUCCACAAACUCCUCCAGCACCUGUUCCGUUCAUUUAUCCAGCGUCUCUCCUGGUUCUGGGAGUGCUGCUCUUCCUGGCCUUAGUGCUGCUGUUUGUGCUGCUUUACCAGAACAGAGUGCUCAGGAGAGUGCUCUCUAAGAGGAGACGUAAGACUCUGACUGAGGCAGUCUAUGAGGAGAUCGACCGCAGAAACAUCCCUAAAAGAAAUGACUUGACUCAAAGGGGAAGUGUCCUCUCUGAAGAACAGCAUUCAGGAUAUGAGGAUGUGGAUGAGGAGCUUCUUGCAGCAAAGUCUCUGACUGGAAUAAAGGCAGAAUAUUAUGAUGAUGUCACCACCAGUGGCCUGACAAGUGAAUCAGCAAAUGAAAACACAGUGGAGGACUAUGAUGAUGUCAUCACUGCUGGACAUAUCUCUGAUAGUGUAGCAGAGGACGUAGCAGAGAAUUAUGAUGAUGUCAUCACUGCUGAUCAGAGCUCAGCUGUUGUAACAGAAGACAUGACAGAUAACUAUGAUGAUGUUGUUACCGCUGGACCAAACUCCAACGUUAUGACAGUCAACACACCAGAGAACUAUGAUGAUGUCAUCGCUGCUGAACAGGAUAUAGGAGGGGUAAAAGACUAUGAUGAUGUGGAGGAGGCACCUCAGACAGAGAUGAAUCAUGUGACUGAGAGACCACAGCCAGUGUCUUUCCUCAGGAAACUACAUUCAAACCUCUUCAAGCUCAAGAAAUGAUUUUAUCAUCAAUCACAAGUCAAAAUGUUUUAUUGAGCAUAAAUGAGAUAAAGCAGCU
Messenger RNA from Pygocentrus nattereri (red-bellied piranha), 2179 nucleotides. RefSeq names its product antigen WC1.1-like. Lineage: Eukaryota; Metazoa; Chordata; Actinopteri; Characiformes; Serrasalmidae. Bases 1 to 2121 code for a protein of 706 amino acids. Gene Ontology annotation, cellular component: membrane. The transcript has 15 exons. The record is from RefSeq and is a predicted model, not a curated record.